Molecule: messenger RNA, 4564 nt
Organism: Phyllotreta striolata
Lineage: Eukaryota; Metazoa; Arthropoda; Insecta; Coleoptera; Chrysomelidae
Source: the annotation of a GenBank genome assembly
CUCGCAUUCACUGAGCAGCCAUUUUGGUGUGCAGGGAGUGCUCGAGUACCCGAAAAUUAGUGCUUUAGUGUCCCAAAAAGUGUCCCAAACGGGCGGCGAAUCCACGAAAAUACCUAGUUAGUGAUACAUAUGGCUUGUUUAAAUACGCUAAAGCAGGAAAUUCGGACGCUAGAAUCGAUAUUUACGAAAAACCAUGAACGAUUUCAGAUCAUCUCAGCGAGUGUUGACGAAUUGACUUGUAGGUUUAUCGGAAAGAACGGUGUUGAAUACACGAUCCAUGCGAAUAUUACAGAAACAUACCCCGCCGUACCGCCCGUAUGGUUCGCGGACUCCGAAGAAACUAGUAUAGCGAAUGCCGUUCAAAUAUUAAGUAAUACCGAAGGUUUGGACAAUCACGUCCUCUACCAAGUGAUAAUACUUCUCAAAGAGCUGUGUCGAUUGCACGCGGUGCCCGAGCCUCCCGACUUAGAUUCACUACACAUUUUAGAUCGACAAGCGACCAAUCGAAUAAGCACGCGAUGUAACAGCAGCAGCCAAAGCGGCGGCGACGAAACCAUGAUGGAGGACGAGGGCCUCGACAGCGACGCCGACUUGGACAUCGGAGAGAGCGAAGGAGAGGACGAAAGCGACGCCGACGAGGAUCUCGCCAUGGAGAUGGAGGAUAACAGAUCGAAGGCGGACGAGAUGGGCGUGGAACACCUGGCGACGUUGGAGAGGCUCAGGCAGAACCAGAGGCAGGACUAUUUAAAGGGCUCGGUGUCGGGUUCCGUCCAGGCGACAGAUCGACUGAUGAAAGAAUUGCGGGACAUCUACCGUUCGGACUCGUUCAAAAACAAAAUGUACCAAAUCGAGCUGGUCAACGAUUCGUUGUACGAAUGGAACGUGAGGCUGAUGUGCGUCGAUCCGGACAGUCCGCUCAGCCACGAUUUGCAGAUGCUCAAAGAGAAGGAGGGAAAGGAUUCCAUACAAUUGAACAUGUUGUUCAAAGACACUUACCCGUUCGAACCGCCCUUCGUCAGGGUGGUGCAUCCGAUUAUAUCCGGUGGUUAUGUGUUGGUGGGUGGAGCGAUAUGCAUGGAAUUGUUAACGAAACAAGGCUGGUCGAGCGCUUACACCGUAGAAGCGGUGAUAAUGCAAAUAUCCGCUACGCUCGUUAAAGGUAAAGCGCGGAUCCAAUUCGGAGCUCCGAAAGUCUGUUCGCAGGGACAAUACAGCUUGGCGAGGGCUCAACAAAGCUUUAAAUCACUUGUACAAAUCCACGAAAAAAACGGUAAGUUCUUUUUGACCUAUUCUUUUAUGGGAAUACAGGUUGUCCAGAAAAUUAUCCCAAUAAUUCGGGAGCUUAUAGAUGAAAUUAAAACAAUGGUAUAACUGCAUACAAAUUUGAGAGGCAUACAAAAAUAGAGGCCUUUAAAGUUAAAAAUUUAUAACUUAUUUUUACGUUUUAUUCCCUAAUUGUACAUGGGAGAAAGGAAAAAUUUUUGUGGUUUAUUAACUACACCAGUAUGCCCAAUUUGGUGGUUAAAUGAAUCCUGGAAGUCGACAAAAUUAACGGUUCAAGAAAAAUUUCAAUUUUUAAAUUAGGUAGAGGGCUCAAAAAUUGGGGGACAAAAUGUGGGCUCAAAUGAACAAAAUCUAUAUGAACUUAUACCCUUAUUUGAUGUCUUAAUUACGAAUUAUCUAUUUUCUGGACACCCUGUAUAUCCAGUGUGUAUGAUUGAAAUUUACAUAUUUUUGAUUCAAUACAAACUUACUGCACGAGUUGUGCAUAUACAAAUAUUAUGGAGGAUGAAAUGUAAUAUGAGAACAAAUUUGAAUUUACAAAGAGGAGUAUAUUUUGGACAAUAUUUCGAAAAAUCGCCUCGACUCGAUGAAUAAUUUUUAUUUAUUUUCAGGAUGGUUUACACCUCCCAAGGAGGACGGUUAAGAUGCACGGACAUUUUUUUUUAUUAUACUAUACAUAAAUAUAAAUAUUUCCGUUUUAAUUUUCCGUGGGUGGUAGAUGAAAUCUUAUCAGAUUCACCCGGGCGAUUCGUAAGAUUCGGUUAAUCGUUUGAACGAGUUAAAAUUAGUGCCUACGGAUGAUUUACAACAGUGAAGAAAAUGUGAGCCAUUUCGUAUUAUCAUUUCUACCUGGAAACUUAUUUUGUUGUGAUCAAUGAUGGGUGAAUCUAAAAAAUUGACUGACUUUAAAUUAUACAAAAUAUCCGGGUCAUUCCUUUAAUAUCAAAAACUCGGUUUAUUAUGGGUUUGUUUCCAAUUAAUGAUCCAUCAACGUACAAACUACUCGGUGAUUGCGCUUUGGAAAAUUUUCCAUUUCGCAACUAUUGAUUCGUAAUUGAACUGAUCAAACGCUGAUUGGGAACAAAGCUUACGUUGGAUUCAUCUUGUAAGGGAAAAAUCGAUUAUAAUAUUACGAUACAAAUUUCAAUUUUGAUGUUUAUCGUUUGCCCCUUUUUACUGUUUUCUUUCGUUUUUUCGAGUAGACCCUAAACUAGAAAACAAAAAAUUCUAAUUCCUUGAAGUGUGCAAUCGUUUGUUUUUGUUUGAAAUAUUUUUUAGAAGGAAAUUUAAAAUUGCGUGUAUGUACAGAAGAUCCCUUUCGAAAAUCUAGCCUAGUUUAUCACAAAUUUUGGUGCUUAUACUAGGUUUUUUAAAUUGAUUAUCGUAUUUUGAAUGAUUUUAUAAAAAAGCGGCCUGUUAUUUUUUUAUAAAAUGCAUUAUUAGAAACAUCUAAAUUUUAUAAUAAUGGGAUGUAAUGAAAGUACUGGAUUUAAGGUGGAAAAUCGAAAUGAAUAUCUCGUGAUAAUUGAAGUGAAAAAGAAAGAAAUUUUAUAAAAACAUCACAAAUACUUGGGUAUUAUUUGAACCAUUAAUGAACGUUCCCAAAAGGGUUUUAAAUAACCCAAACACACAUAAGUGCAUUUCAGUUUGCAAUAUGGUCAAUUCUAUGAGUUGAACAAGGAAAGGUUAUUAAAAUAACGGUGGAUAGAGUGAGACAAUUGCAAUACCACAAUAACUUUUUUCCUUUAUAGGUGUCUAAUGGAAGUUGUCUUUGUUGCACCCAUAGCCUAUAUUGCAAACUAAGAUGCAUCAACGUGUAUAAAGGUUUUGUUUUCUGGGUACUUUACAACCUAUAUAUUGAGUGUUUCAUACAUUUUUCCAUUUCUUUCUCGGCUUAUAAUUUUUAUUCGAUUUUUUUAUAUUUAAAUCCAUUGUUACAACGCUCUGUUCUGUUACAAUUAUCUUCAAUUUUUCAUGUAUUAAACACCCUGUAUCAUUGUUGUUUUUUGUUGAUUUUACGAAACGUAUUAUUUUCUAAAUAAUUGAAAUGGGAUUUUCUGUAUAUAGAGAGAUGUUUGAGAGUGCGUUAUGAUAUUUAGGUCAAUUUUUCAAAUAUUGAAUUAUUUGUCAACAAUGCGUUGAAAACAACGUAGGUUUUAUUAUUUGUUUUAUUUUAUUUUUUGUUCGAAUGAUCCACGAAAAAUAGUUGUAAAGUACAUUGUUAAUCGCGUUCAAUUAAUGUAUGAGACCGAAAUUAAAUUAACCAAACCCCAGUCGGUUGAAUAGAUUGAAAUGUAAAUUAAAUAUUUUUAUCGGCGUCCAUUUCGAACGAUUUUAUUUCGAAAAUGUAGGGUGUACAUGGAUUUUUUUUUGAGAAGAGGUAAUUUAUUUUGUUUUCGGGUAAAUUUUUAUGUAUUUUUUUUAAUUAUACAGCUCUACGUUUUAAGAAGCAGCUACUCCAUACCUCAGUGGAAGUUAUACAGUUUUUAAUUUGAAAAUAGUUGUAUUAAAUUCGUUGGAAUUCACUUUAAUUGGUGCUUUUUCUAUUAAUACAUGUUUGCUAUAAUUAAUUAUUAAUUAGCAUCGUUUAAAGUGAAAUGUAUAGAUUAAGACUGAUUAUUAUUAUUUUCUAAAAAUCUGUAUAAACAAAUUUAACGUGCCAUUUACUUAUACAUAUAAUAUGAUUAUGGCAUUUUUAAUUAAGUUAAAGAACAAAAGCUGCUUCUUAAACGAAACAAUGUAAAAUAUAUCUGUCCAAUUUCUAAUAAACCUACAGUUCAAUACGUGGCCCUAAGCUUAUUUAAGGCACAAAUCUGUAAUCUUAGCGUUAGUUAAUUUUUCGUUUUUAGUUGUAACACUGUAUAUAUUAUAAUUGUUAAGUCUACUUCUUAAAGACGAAGUUAUUGUGAUUAUUUUUAUUUCUAUUUAGUAACGGCGGACAUGUAUCUUUAACUUUUCGUGUAAAAUUUACAGUUUCCAUUGGAUUUAUUUCUGGUUUGUUUAAAUUUAAUGUGGUUUGUCUAAAUCAGAGAUACUGAAUGGUAAAACGAUCGAUCUUUGUUUCUAGCGAUUAUUUAGUUGAAACGUCGGCAGCAAAAUGUCAGGACUGUGUAUAUAUUUAACGAAGUAUGUAUUGUUUUGCUGUAUUAUUCACUAUCAACUGUUUGUCAGUAUGUGCUUUUAGUUUUUAAACUCAAUAAAUUACUACCAUUACAACAAUUAAUUGCAGGUUACUACUUUUUCUUUAAAACGGUAAAGGAAAUCAAUAAAGUGAAGGUAA